AUGUCGGAAUUAGAAAGAGCUUGGAGUGUGGAGAAGACCACCAUCAGGGCCCAUGCCCGCUGUCUGGUGAGACUGCCGUCAGAUCAACUUAAGAUUGUGGAGCUGAGACCUGGUGGAUCCAUUUCUCUGGGAAAAUUUGGUGCUUUCUUUGUUGACGAUGUGCUAGGACACAAAUAUGGUCAGACAUUUGAGAUUGUUGAUGACAAAAAGGUUAUCCCUGUUCCCGGAAUGACCUAUACUGGGUCAAAAGACGCAGAGGAUGACACUGCAGCAGCGGAGUCUGCUGAUUCUGCAGUCGCUGACGACUUGAUAAGACUAGCACUUAAAAGUGGAGUCAACAACCAAGAGAUUCAGGAUCUGGGAGCAGAGGUCCAAAAACUUUCAAACGCUGAUAUCGAGGAGAUGAAGAAGCAGGGAAGUAGCGGUCAGAUAGGACAGGCCAUCAUCGAUAAGAUUAUUCAAGGUCACGACAGUUUCGAGAAGAAAACCGUUUUCUCACAGCAAAAGUAUCUCAAGAGGAAGCAACAGAAGUUCUUGAGAAGAUUUACAAUUGACUAUCUUGGCGCGUCGCAGGUGCUACAAUACUACUAUGGAAAGGACCCAGGCAGAGUAUUGGACCUGAGUGAGGAGAGUUUGGGCAUCAUGAUGAACUACGCCAAUAUAAUGCCAGGCGGAAAUUAUCUUCUUGUUGAUGAGACUGGUGGUGUUAUACUAUAUGCAAUGCUCGAGAGAAUGCAAGGCAAGGGAAGGGUGACGGUUGUCCACGAGAACGAGCAUCCCAACCAUAUUGUGCUGAACAACUCCAUUUUUUCAGCGGAGGCCGUUGACGACAUGGUGAAAACCAUUAACAUCCUCAACUUUUUCGAGCCAGAAGUUGUGGUUCCAUGGAAAGAACUUCCCGAAGAGGAGAUCGAGGAGUACAAGCCUUCCAAAAAACAGACGUAUUUCAGAAGGAAGAAGAGGGCCUUGGAGUUGCAGACGGUGGUGGAGAUCGUGAAAAAGGGCAACUUUGAUGGCAUGAUCUAUGCCUCGACACUCUCACCUUCGACAGCUGUUCCACGUUUCAUCGAGAAGAUUGGAGGCUCGAGACCCAUUGUAGUGUACAGUCCGUACAUAGAGGUGGUGUCUGAGCUCUCACAUACUGUCUCCAAAGACCUCAGGGUUCUGGCGCCAAGCAUCAUCGCCACGAGAGUGAGACCGUACCAGACGAUUCCCGGAAGAAUCCACCCUCUGAUGUCCAUGAGAGGCGGAGGAGGAUAUGUGUUUUGGGGUACCAGGGUAUUCCCUAAGGAAGGCAUCACUGCCAUUGGCAGGGGCAGAAAGAAGAAGAAGCUGAACUCGGAAGAGCCCGUCGAAGUUUGA
Kuraishia capsulata CBS 1993 is the source of this 1362-nucleotide messenger RNA. RefSeq lists its product as uncharacterized. The transcript has a single exon. Lineage: Eukaryota; Fungi; Ascomycota; Pichiomycetes; Pichiales; Pichiaceae. Gene Ontology annotation, biological process: tRNA methylation. The record is from RefSeq and is a predicted model, not a curated record. Gene Ontology annotation, cellular component: nucleus; tRNA (m1A) methyltransferase complex. The coding region runs from base 1 to 1362 and encodes 453 amino acids.